This is a messenger RNA of Darwinula stevensoni, 1385 nucleotides long. The record is from the annotation of a GenBank genome assembly. NCBI's taxonomy places the organism in Eukaryota, Metazoa, Arthropoda, Ostracoda, Podocopida, Darwinulidae.
AUGAACCCUCGGGGCGAUGCAUUGACAGCCGAGGGAUUCACACGCAACCGCCUGAGUGCAUGGCCUCAUCGCCACUUCACCUUCCCUCCGACCCGUGUGAGUAGCUCCUGCGUCUCGAAGGGAUUCCCAUUAGCACGGAAGGUGGUGGCAAAGGGAAUAGGAGUGGGGGACCAGGAGCCGACGGAAGACGAAUUGGCCAUUCUUCGUUGGAAUCAAAAGGUCCGAUUCGAUAAUUCCACGCCCGAUCAAAUUACAGUCAUCGUUGGAAAAACAGCCCAACUUCCUUGCAAGGUCGACAACCUGGGCGAAAAGACGUUGUCUUGGUACAAGGAGGAGAAUUACAAGAUUCUGACGGCGGGUCUCUACGUGUUCACGAAUAAUGAUCGUUUCACUGUCCUUCACCCCGAUGGAUCUGAUUCCUGGAUCCUUCAGAUCAAGGACGUUCAACUCAAGGACAACGGUACCUACAAAUGCCAGGUGUCUCUGGAACAGGGAAAGAUGUCGAAAGAUGUGACCCUAAGAGUGUUGGUACCCGAGGCAAGGAUCGAAGGUGCUCGAGAAUACCACCUGGAUAAGGGGAGCACGCUAUCAAUCUCCUGCAUCAUUGAUAAGAGUUCCGCAUCGCUGGAGGAAGCGGAAUGGAGACACAAUGGGAAAAGGUUAGAGGAGGAGCCUGGAAGAGUUCGAAUAUCUCUGUCUGAAAGGGAGGAUUCCAAAUCCGAGGCUCGUUUAGUCAUUACAGAUGCCCAAUACAGGGACUCUGGGAACUACACCUGUGUUUCGGAUUCCGCCAAUUCCCAUCCUGUCGUCGUCUUCGUCUCUGGGUUUCCUGCUUACGAGAAUGAAGCAGAUGAUGAUACAAAGAGACAAGACGGCAGCCAUUCAGAGGAGAAACUCCUCUUCAGCCACCGUGAUUCUCCGCAGUUGGACCUGGACCUGGACCUGGACCCGAGUCUUGGCCUGGACUGCCGUCCUCAUUUUUUUCAUGAGGUGAUGUGCGGAAUGGACGACAUGCCGAUAAAGGAACCCCUUCCGUGAAGGCUGGAAAGAGGGCUUCGUGAAAUCGGGGACGGCGCUGCGCUUGCUGUGAAAUCUGUGAUCUGUGUGUAAACAAAAAAUCCAAAACAACUAUUUAGAAAAAAAAAGAUAUAAAAGCCCAUUUCGUCACUUAUGCUCGAAUGAGAAGUGGAAAAUUUGGACUUAAGCCGCAUCGACAUGGAGCCUCUAGUGUCGCCAUUGAACAUCAAAGCGGGUGGAAUACUUGUUGGUUUCAUGGUAUGUGCAAUGGUGAUGGUGAUAUGAGAAAAGCAAAGAGGCGAUCUCGUCAUAAACGUGUCUUCUCCCGGUGAUUCGGUGUCUUUUUUUCGAUGAAGGACAACAUGUGG